This is a messenger RNA of Dermacentor silvarum, 2390 nucleotides long. RefSeq lists its product as uncharacterized. The record is from RefSeq and is a predicted model, not a curated record. NCBI's taxonomy places the organism in Eukaryota, Metazoa, Arthropoda, Arachnida, Ixodida, Ixodidae. Gene Ontology annotation, molecular function: actin binding.
CCUCGUCACGAACGAGGCGCUCAAGAACCUCGACGACGGCUCGAUUGAGAACCUCGCAAAAUACUUUAACAAGUGCUGGAGAGCGGGAGCGCUGCCAAAGCAGUGGAAGACAGCCAAAACCAUGCUGAUUCCCAAGCCGGCGAAGCCGCCGGACACGGACAACCUCCGGCCCAUCUCGCUCACGUCCUGCGUGGGCAAGGUGCUGGAGCACGUCCUGUUCAACAGAUGGCAAGGUGGCAAGACUACCUGGAACGAGAAGGGCUGUACCCGGCCACGGUGAUCGGCUUCAGACAGCACCUAAGCACGCAGGACGCGAUGCUGCAGCUCAAAUACCAAAUCAUUGACGAUGGCGGCAGCGCCCGCGACAACAAGGCAAUCCUGGGACUCGACCUACAGAGCACCUUCGAUAAGGUGAAACACUCGAUGAUUCUGUCCCAAGUCUCCAAGCUCAACAUGGGCGAAAGAUCCUACAACUACAUCAAGGACUUUCUCCUGGACAGGACAGCCGAGCUACGAGCAGGCGACCUACAGACGCAAGAGAAGCUGCUCAGGAGCACCGGAACACCGCAGGGAUCGGUCAUUUCGCCGAUGCUGUUCAACCUGGUAAUAAUCGGAGUGGCCGAGAAGCUCACGGACAUCGAAGACGUCAGGCACACCAUCUACGCGGACGAUUACCGGCCGCGUAGAUGGGUGACCGGCCUCAGCGACGCCCACAUCGAGGGCGCGCUGCAAGCCGCCGUCGACGUGAUAGAAGACCAGCUGGAAGGCACCGGACUGAGAUGUUCGCCGAGCAAAUCGGAGCUCCUGAUACUCCCACCUUCCAACAACGGCAGAGGCAAGACCAGACAACGCGAAUACGAAAAAAUCAGAAUCGUAACCAAAUCCGGCAACGUGAUCCCCGAGGUCAGCAAAAUCAGGAUCUUAGGCAUGGUCAUCGAAAAGAACGGAAGAAACGGUGACACCAUCGCCCGUCUCACGGCAAAAGCGACCAACGCAAUGUCACUCUUCAAACGAGUCACUUCCCGGAAGGCUGGCAUGAGAGAGGAGAGUCUAAUCAGGCUCGUCCAAUCCUUCAUCAUCAGCCACGUCGCGUACGUUGCAGCCUACCACAGAUGGCUGCAACACGAACGCAACAAAAUCAACGUAAUCACCAGAAUAGCGUACAAGACGGCGCUGGGACUCUUCGAGUCCACGAGCACGACCCGCUUCUUACAACUCGGGAUACACAACACGCUCGAAGAAACAGCCGAAACGCAACGGACCCCUCAACUGGAGCGGCUGUCCACGACCAAAGCCGGGAGGAAGAUACUGGAUGACCCGGAUGACCUGGGAAUAGGACGCUCGAACGAGGCGGAGAUGAAGCUCCCCGUCCCCGAAGAGGUCCGAUGCCAGACCAGAAUCGAUCCCAUACCCAAGAACAUGAAUCCCGAAUUCAACAAGGGAAGAAGAACGGUGAGGGCCAAGGCUCUCAUCGACCUGCACGUUAACGACGAGCACGCGCGGUACGUGGACGUGGCCGAAUACCAACGGAACGCCUUCGCAGCGGUCGUCAUAGAGGCGACGACCGGCGCCACGAGGACGGCAGCGAGCGUGAGAAGCGCCGGAGCGGAACAAGCAGAGGAGGUGGCCAUUGCCCUGGCCAUCGCCGACGCAGACUGCCACACCGAGCUGAGUGACUCGAGACAGGCGGUGCGAAACUUCGCCAAUGGCCAAAUCUGCAGGGAGGCCGAACGCGUACUGCGAGCGGCCAAACUGCAAGACAGAAAAAUAAGAAUCAAGUGGUUCCUGGCGCACGCGGGCGACGCGUCGGAGCGCAACGAGAACCACAACGAGACGGCACACGCAGCGGUGCGAGCGCUAACCAACCGCGCCCCGGUGACAGACCGUUCGACGUGGUUUGGAGCCAAGGACCGCAUGACGGACUACAACGACAUCACGGAGGCCUACCGCCUGGCUCGCAGGAUUCUCCCACUCCCGCAUCCGAGGCACUUGAGUAGAGCGGAGGCGGCACUACUGGGACAGAUCCAGACCGUAUCGCUACCGAACCCGGGACUGAUGCAUCGCAUGUACCCCGAGACAUACCCGACCGAUAAGUGUAGGGUCUGCCGGAGGGAGACGGCAGAUGACACGCACACCUUGUCGGACUGCACCAAAAAUCCAGAGGAAGCAAGAUCAAGAACGAUCCCGCCGCGGCUCGAGGCAGCCGCGAUGAGCUACGACCAAGACCAACAGCUCUGGGUCGUCCAGCAGCUCCUCGGGGCGCUCGAAAGGCAGGGACCCAGCGAGCCGGCAACGGUGAGCGGAGACCCGCGCCGAGUAACGGCAACCUCGUAGACCACGUAGGCCCUCGUCGGGGCGCGCCAGCGCCCAACUGCAGGCACAAGUAAAGU